This is a messenger RNA of Pteronotus mesoamericanus, 792 nucleotides long. Its product is annotated as protein-lysine methyltransferase METTL21C-like. Gene Ontology annotation, biological process: peptidyl-lysine methylation. Gene Ontology annotation, molecular function: protein-lysine N-methyltransferase activity. The transcript is spliced from 4 exons. Gene Ontology annotation, cellular component: cytosol; cytoplasm. The record is from RefSeq and is a predicted model, not a curated record. The coding region runs from base 1 to 792 and encodes 263 amino acids. Lineage: Eukaryota; Metazoa; Chordata; Mammalia; Chiroptera; Mormoopidae.
AUGGACGUGUGUCUGAGCUCCGAGCAGCGGCCUGGGUGCCCGGGGGAAGGACUGGGCUCCCCGGAUGGCUGGUUCGAGGCAGAGGAGAAGACUGUCCAGAAAGAUGGCGCCUGUGGACCCGCAGGAGAUCUUGACAACAUAGAACCAUCUCUUCAGAGCCUGCAGAAAUUUGUUCCUACAGAUUAUGCCAGCUACACUCAGGAGUAUUAUCUGUUUGCAGGCGAGAAGAUUGUCAUUCAAGAAUCAAUAGAGAGUUACGGAGCAGUGGUGUGGCCAGGGGCUACGGCUUUAUGUCAGUACUUGGAGGAACAUACAGAGGAAUUGAAUUUUCAAGAUGCUAAAAUACUUGAAAUUGGUGCUGGACCAGGCCUUGUAUCCAUUGUGGCCAGUAUUUUAGGUGCUCAAGUCACGGCAACGGAUUUGCCUGAUGUCCUGGGAAACCUUCAAUACAACCUUUUAAAGAACACACUAAAACGCACUGCACAUCUGCCAGAAGUGAAAGAACUGGUGUGGGGAGAAGGCCUGGAACAAAACUUCCCCAAGUCAACUUUUUAUUAUAAUUACGUCCUGGCCUCUGAUGUGGUCUACCACCAUUACUAUCUGGACAAGCUGCUCGCCACCAUGGUGUACCUUUGCCAGCCAGGGACUGUGUUGCUUUGGGCAAACAAGUUCAGAUUCAGCACUGAUUAUGAAUUUUUAGAUAAAUUCAAGCAAGUUUUUGAUACAACACUUUUGGCUGAAUUUCCAGAGUCAUCAGUUAAAAUUUUUAAAGGAACACUAAAAUGGGACUAA